This is a messenger RNA of Chanos chanos (milkfish), 1231 nucleotides long. RefSeq lists its product as uncharacterized. Gene Ontology annotation, cellular component: membrane. Bases 34 to 858 code for a protein of 274 amino acids. The transcript is spliced from 5 exons. NCBI's taxonomy places the organism in Eukaryota, Metazoa, Chordata, Actinopteri, Gonorynchiformes, Chanidae. The record is from RefSeq and is a predicted model, not a curated record.
GCUGGUGUUUGAUAAACACAGUCGGCAACGUAAAUGUUAGAGCUUACUUAUAUUACAUUGAUUCUGCAGGACAUCGCGGACAUGAUAAUGGGGAGUACGCUGGCGAAAUGUGCAGCGACCGACUUAGGCAUUCAGUGGGUCGGAUGGGCUGUCGCCGCCGCAUUCAAGACGGAAAAGUUUUACGAUUUAGCAGGGUCUGGGACCUUCAUUUUAUUAGCCCACCUGAGCCGUGCGUGGGGAGGAUCCGGGUACAUGCGACAGAACGUUCAGACCGGCCUUGUCACAGCAUGGGGACUGAGACUGGGGACAUUUCUCUUCCUGAGGAUCAUGAAAGAUGGCCAGGACCGAAGGUUUAACGGUGUCAGAGACAGCCCAGGCACAUUCUUUGUGUACUGGACAAUUCAAGCUCUCUGGGUUUUCCUCACCCUGCUGCCCACCCUGAUCCUGAACAGUGAGCGCAGAGAUGAGCCAUUGGGGCCGCGGGAUUACAUCGGCUGGGGAAUCUGGGGACUGGGCUUCGCCACCGAGGCCAUUGCUGACCAGCAGAAAUGGUUCUUUAAGCGGGAUCCAGAUAACGCAGGGAAAUUCAUUCAGCAUGGACUCUGGGCAUACAGCAGACACCCAAACUACCUAGGUGAGAUCCUGCAGUGGACAGGCCUGUUUGUCUCGGCCUCGUCUGUUAUGCGCGGCCCACAGUACCUCAGUGCACUGUCACCACUCUUUGUGUGGUUCCUGCUGAGACACGUCAGCGGCAUCCCUAUUCUCGAGAAACAAGCCAUGAAGAAGUGGGGCUCGGACCCAGCCUUCCAAAACUACAUCAAAAACACCCCUCUUCUCUGGCCAUUUCCCAGUUUUUAAAAGAUGUACAACCUGUCCAGUGCUCAGAAGUGCAAAUGGUCUAUAAUCAUAUGUAACUUGGUAGUUAAGGUCUAUCAUAGAAAACCAAAGUGCUAGUGGUUUUUCCCAUAGACUUUUUCCUACAUGGACAUCUGAAAGAAAUGCUUUUUUGAAAGUGUACAGGAAGCACAGGCACAUUUAAAUGGUGCAGUUAUUUUCAUUCAAAUUUAGAAGUCACAUCUAUCUAGAAUUCUAUCAGUGGACUACACAGUGUACCAUUCCUUGGUUCUUUCCUGGGAUUUUUGGAUCUGUAUAUUUUCAGACACUUGUUCUGCACAUACAUACCUCUGACAGUUUUUCUACUAUAAAUAAAUAGGAACUUUUGUCAAUAGUA